AGAGCGUGGCGCUGCCCCGCCCGGCUGGUCCCAUGCAGCCCGCCAUGAUGAUGUUCUCCAGCAAGUACUGGGCGCGGAGGGGCUUCUCUCUGGACUCGGCCCUGCCGGAGGAGCGCCCCGGCGGCCUCACCGUAAGUGACGGGGCUGGGAGCGGAGCGGAGGGGGGAUCCGGAGGUAGGGCGGCCCGUGGGGUUAACUUUGCGGCUGCAGGUACCGCUGGCGGCUGCUGAGUCCAGCGGGUGCUGCUUCCCAGCGCUGCCGCGAGGGUGUCCUCAACGACAGCGAAAGUUUCGCUAGAAAAGCAAGCACGGAGGAUAACCGCUCUCAGAACACGGGAGCUCAGUACAGGUGUUCCCGAGCGCCCGGGCUGUGGCAGAGCGGUUACAAACCUCGCAGCGUGACGCUUCAAACGUGUUUGAUGGCGGUCAGAAAGGUGCCCGUGAGGAGCAGCGCGGCUCCGCUCCGGGCAGCUGGGACCGUGCCGCGGGUGUCGGCGUGUCCUCGCGGCUAAACGGCUUCGAGUAGGGUUACGCUGUUAGUAACGGGUGCUGAUUGUCUCAUCCGCUCUGAAUGGGGGUGAAUAUUUCGGGUUUUCAGAACUUAGAGCCCAUAAAAUUGUAUGUCAAAUUUGCAGCGUGUGGAGGCUUUGAAAAUUUGAGUAGAACCCACGGGAUGUGCUUGCUUGUACCAGUUGUGAACUGGCCUUACAGGAAAAUGUGUAAUAUCCUUGUUGAUAAACAGAUCAAGCUCUGGGAAAAAUGAGGAUAAAAAAGGAAAUAAGGGAAAUGGGAAAGGCGAGUCAGUUUCUGAAGGUGGAAAGACAGCUGUGGUGUUUUCCUUGAAGAAUGAAGUUGGAGGAUUGGUGAAAGCUCUCCGGCUCUUCCAGGAGAAGCAUGUGAGUAUGGUUCAUAUUGAAUCACGAAAAUCGAAGAGAAGGAACUCAGAGGUAGAAAUUUUUGUGGACUGUGACUGCAGUAAGAAGGAAUUUAAUGAACUAAUCCAGUUGCUCAAGUUUCAAACUAAUAUCGUGUCUCUGAAUCCACCAGAAAACAUCUGGACUGAUGAGGAAGAUCUUGACUGUGUCCCUUGGUUUCCUCGGAAGAUAUCUGAAUUAGACAAAUGUUCACAAAGAGUUUUGAUGUAUGGAUCUGAGCUGGAUGCAGAUCACCCUGGAUUUAAAGACAAUGUCUAUCGACAGAGAAGAAAAUACUUUGUGGAUGUUGCCAUGAGCUAUAAAUAUGGCCAACCCAUUCCCAGAGUGGAGUACACAGCUGAAGAAAUUAAAACAUGGGGAGUGGUGUUCAGGGAACUCAGUAAACUCUAUCCCACCCACGCUUGUCGUGAAUAUUUAAAAAACUUUCCUCUGCUGACCAAGUACUGUGGAUAUAGAGAGGAUAAUGUGCCUCAGCUGGAAGAUGUUUCUAUUUUUCUUAAAGAAAGGUCUGGCUUCACAGUGAGACCGGUUGCUGGAUAUCUCUCCCCCCGAGACUUUUUAGCUGGCUUAGCAUACAGAGUUUUUCACUGUACUCAGUAUGUACGACACGGCUCGGAUCCUCUCUACACCCCAGAACCGGAUACAUGCCAUGAACUUUUGGGACAUGUGCCUCUACUUGCUGAUCCUAAGUUUGCCCAGUUUUCACAAGAGAUAGGACUCGCUUCAUUGGGAGCAUCUGACGAAGAUGUUCAGAAAUUAGCCACUUGCUAUUUUUUUACGAUUGAAUUUGGUCUUUGCAAGCAAGAAGGACAGCUACGUGCUUAUGGGGCAGGACUUCUGUCUUCUAUUGGAGAACUAAAGCAUGCUCUUUCUGACAAGGCCAAGGUGAAAACAUUCGAUCCGAAGACAACCUGUUUGCAAGAAUGCCUUAUCACCACUUUUCAGGAAGCUUACUUUGUUUCAGAAAGUUUUGAAGAAGCCAAAGAAAAGAUGAGGGACUUUGCUAAAUCAAUCAAUCGUCCCUUCUCUGUGUAUUUCAAUCCAUAUACGCAAAGCAUUGAGAUUCUGAAGGAUACCAGGAGUAUAGAGAAUGUCGUCCAGGACCUCCGCAGUGAUCUAAACACUGAGAAAUUCCCAAAGCAGGUCUCUGUCACUCCUCCCAGCCACUCUUACUCAUUGCAGUCUUCAAUGGGAAGUGUUUGAAAUAAUUAUUUGAAGCGCUGUUUAAUUGAAAUGCAUUGUAUCCAAACUAACUCAGAUGAGCCCAAACUCUUUUUGUGAUGGGCUGCAAAACUCUGGAGUCCUUGGAGGGAAGAAGUCAGGUGGAACUGAGAGAUGAUGAGGCAGUUGCGGGGCCAGGCAGAGGGCAUGCUGUUGGACCGCAGGUACCGUGGAGUCAUUUGUCACCCUCAGGAAGAGCUGGCCUAAAAGAAAAAAGCUUCCAUAACAUGAAGUAGCCCCCCUUCCUCCCUCCCUCUCCAGGUUUGAUCUCACUGUUAUUUGGGGUGGAAGUAUUUUUCUGGUUUUGAAAUUUCUGCCAAAUGACAAGCUCCCAGGACAGGGCAUUUCAGCUCAGUGAGACUGAUGCUCUUGUCACUUUUACUGCUACCUCCAGCACAAACGGACAGAGAUGCCAAUUUCCAUGAGCAGCUGCUGGCGCCUGCCACCAAAUGGGACUCUGGGGGCACCCACCAGUGGAUUGGCCCACAGCUUCCAGCAUCUCCAGCCCGGGGCAGGUGUGCCAGCAGUCAGAAUGACCAAUCUCAGAGGACUGUCUUGGAUUAAGAGGAAGAUGCUUUGACUGAAAAAUUUCAGGCUUCACAGUGUGGUAUUUUUCUGACUAAUCUAUAUUUUGACAGCGCUAUCAAACAUUUGUGCAAUAACUCUCAAGAAUUCUCACAAUCUAUGGUCUCACGUUCCCUCUUUUCUUGCACAUCAGAUGGACUCUCCUGAUUGCAUUUAAUAUCCAUCCAGCAUGUGAGCAAAAAAGCUCUUGAAAGUAGGUCUGCUUUUAAGGUCAUGGAGAAAGAACAGUCAAAUCUGACCAGAACUAAGGCAGUUCUUCUACAUUUCAUACUAACUGAAAAUAAUAAUACAAAGAAAUGUUCAUAGAGGAAACCUCAAACCAUCCCAAACUGCUCUUCUAUGAAUGAAUUCAAACACAAAAACUGCCUGCGUGUUGUCUGCAGGAGUUCAAACUUAAGAUGUGUCAACAUGAACACUGUGGCCGCCUCAGCUAUUGUUAGUCCCAUUGCCAGGCACCUAAUAAUUCCAUACUGGAAAAGGUUUGUGCUGUCUCAGCAGGGAAACAGGCAGCCAUGUGGUAGAGGCUAUCCAGUUAUGAGGAGUUUUUUAGGAAACACCGUAAACACGUUUUCCUUCAGGAACCUUUUCUUGAGGUAUGUAUGUCUAGAAAUACAUUUAUUCUGCAUGACUUUUUCUGCUGUUUAAUGAUGAGUCAGGUUUAAAAAUCCGGUGACUAAAAGAUGAAGAAGUAUAGUGCAGAAUGAUAUUUUGCUCUUUGCUGUUCUCUUGUUUGAUUUUCCUUAGUUAGAAAUGGUCUUCUGGUGAAGAAUUUAACUAAACAUUUCCAUACUGCAAAACUCAAAUGUCUUUUCCAGAGCUAGGAAAUAUAGGCCUCCUUGUCUACACUGGGAAUACUAUUUAAUGAAGACAAUCCUCAAGGUAAUAAUAUGUAUGGGGGAGGCCGGGGCUGGAGCUAUUUCUCCUUAGGGAAUUGUGAAUUAAUAUGUGUUCCUCUCUUUUCCUGUCAUCUUCUUAUGUUGUUAGUAAAAAGUAUAUCCAUACUGUAGACUUAGUGUGGUUUAACAUCCUAGAGUGGUUCCCCUUGGGACCUAGCAGAAGCAAGGAGGAGUAUGUUUAGAAAAUGAGAUGAUUUGUCAAGAAUUAAAGAGCAUUUUGAUCAAGAUUCUUGAAAUAGAUUUGGUAUAGAUGGUUUCGAAUCUGUUGGUUAGAACUGCAGUUCAGUGCUGAUUUACUGCACCCUUUGUCUCCUGGAGUCAAAGGCAGGAAAAAAAAAGUCAACCUUAUUAAUUCAUGGUGUUGCGAGAAGGAAAGAGUGCCAAACAUCCUGCCCAUGACGAUCCUUGGGGAGAGAAUACAAGAAACAGGGCAAACCCUGAGGAA
This is a messenger RNA of Gallus gallus (chicken), 4081 nucleotides long. It is a transcript of the gene TPH2, whose product is annotated as tryptophan hydroxylase 2. The transcript is spliced from 12 exons. Gene Ontology annotation, biological process: serotonin biosynthetic process; aromatic amino acid metabolic process. Bases 902 to 2137 code for a protein of 411 amino acids. Gene Ontology annotation, molecular function: iron ion binding; tryptophan 5-monooxygenase activity. The record is from RefSeq and is a predicted model, not a curated record. Gene Ontology annotation, cellular component: neuron projection. NCBI's taxonomy places the organism in Eukaryota, Metazoa, Chordata, Aves, Galliformes, Phasianidae.